UCUUGUGUUAGUGUUUGUUCGGCAAUUCAAGAUGUGGCACAAAUCUCAUGGCGAGAAGGGUGAGAAGAAGAUGAAGAUCAAAGGAUCCGUUGUGUUGAUGAAGAAGAAUGUUUUAGACUUGAAUGACAUUAACGCUUCACUGCUCGACCGGGUCUAUGAGUUCUUCGGAAAAGGAGUUUCACUGCAACUCAUCAGUGCUACUAAUGGCAACCCUGAUAAUGAAAUGAGGGGAAAUGUUGGAAAACCAGCAUUCUUGGAGGAAUGGGUGACAAAGCUUACACCUUUGAUCGCUGGUGCAACUACUUAUGAUAUCACAUUUGAUUGGGAAGAAGACAUGGGAAUACCAGGAGCUUUCAUCAUCAAGAACAUGCACCACAACGAGUUCUACCUCAAGACUGUAACGCUUGAAGAUGUUCCUGGAAAGGGUUGUGUCCACUUUAUCUGCAAUUCUUGGGUUUACCCAGCUCAACGUUACAAAUAUGAUCGUGUUUUCUUCGCUAACCCGACCUACUUACCAAGUGAUACACCUGAGGCUCUACGUAAGUACAGGGAAGAAGAGCUUGUGAAUCUAAGAGGAGAUGGGACAGGACAGCUCCAGGAAUGGGAUCGAGUCUAUGACUAUGCUUUCUAUAACGAUCUGGGUAACCCUGAUAAGGGUAGUGAUUAUGCACGCCCUGUUCUUGGGGGUUCAACUGAAUACCCUUACCCUCGCAGGGGAAGAACUGGUCGAAAACCUUCAAACACAGAUCCUAAUACUGAGAGCAGAUUGCCACUGGUACUGAGUCUGGACAUUUAUGUUCCAAGAGAUGAACGAUUUGGUCACUUAAAGUUGUCAGAUUUCCUUGCAUAUGCAUUGAAAGCCGUAGUUCAGUUCCUGCUUCCGGAACUAAAAGAUUUCUGCGAUAACACCCCUAAUGAGUUUGAAACCUUUAAAGACGUAUUAGACCUCUAUGAGGGAGGGCUCCGACUUCCUAAUGGCUCAAAACUAAACAAACUCGACAACAAAAUACCUUUGGAGCUACUGAAGGAACUAAUUCACUCAGAUGGUGAUGGAAUCCUUCAAUACCCUAUGCCCCAAGUGAUAAAAGAGGAUAAGUUUGCUUGGAGAACAGAUGAAGAAUUUGCACGAGAAAUGGUUGCUGGAGUGAACCCUGUUUGCAUCCGCCGUCUUAAAGAGUUUCCCCCUGCCAGCAAACUUGAUCCCAAUGUGUAUGGCAACCAGACCAGUUCAAUUACCAGAGAGCAAAUUGAAGAGAAGCUAAAUGGCUUAACAGUAGAUGAGGCCAUUGAGAACAACAAGCUCUUCAUAUUAGAUCAUCAUGAUACAUUGAUGCCAUACCUGAGGCGUAUAAACACCACUUCCACAAAGACCUAUGCAACCAGAACACUACUCUUCUUGCAAGACGAUGGGACCUUGAAGCCACUGGCAAUUGAGUUGAGUCUACCACAUCCAGAUGGUGACCAACAUGGUGCAAUUAGUAAGGUCUUCAUCCCUACUGAACAAGGUGUUGAAGCCUCAGUUUGGCAACUGGCCAAAGCUUAUGCAGCUGUGAAUGACUCUGGGGUUCACCAGCUUAUCAGUCACUGGUUAGAUACGCAUGCCGCGAUUGAGCCAUUUGUGAUUGCAAUGAAUAGACAAUUGAGUGUGCUUCAUCCAAUCCAUAAGCUUUUACAGCCUCACUUUAGGGAUACCAUGAACAUUAAUGCCUUGGCUCGGCAGGUCCUCAUCAAUGCUGGCGGAGUGUUGGAGAGUACGGUUUUCCCAGCGAAAUUUUCAAUGGAAAUGUCUGCUGUGGUUUACAAGAACUGGGUUUUCACUGAGCAGUCAUUGCCUGCAGAUCUCAUUAAGAGGGGAAUUGCAGUUCCAGACUCAAACAGUCGUUAUGGCCUCCACCUUUUAAUUGAGGACUACCCUUAUGCUGUUGAUGGCCUUGAAAUCUGGUCAGCCAUUGAAGCUUGGGUCCAUGAUUACUGCUCUUUCUACUACCCCAAGGAUGAGAUGCUCCAAAAUGACUCCGAACUCCAGUCUUGGUGGACAGAGCUCCGUGGUGUAGGCCAUGGUGAUAAGAAGGAUGAGCCAUGGUGGCCCAAGAUGCAAACACUUGAUGAGCUAACACAGACGUGCACCACCAUCAUAUGGAUAGCUUCAGCCCUUCAUGCAGCUGUUAAUUUUGGACAGUAUCCCUAUGCUGGUUACCUCCCAAAUCGCCCAACCAUAAGCCGUCGCUUCAUGCCUGAACCAGGUUCUCCUGAGUAUGCUGAGCUCGAAUCGGACCCUGACAAUGUAUUCCUGAAAACAAUAACAAGCCAGCUCCAAACCCUUUUAGGUAUAUCCCUUAUAGAAAUUUUGUCCACACAUUCUUCUGAUGAGGUCUAUCUUGGGCAAAGAGACACUCCAGAUUGGACAACAGAUACAGCACCAUUGAAAGCUUUUGAAGAAUUUGGAAAGAAGCUAGUAAAGAUUGAAAAUAGGAUUAUAGAGAUGAACAAUGACAAAAGGUUGAGGAAUCGAAUGGGCCCUGUCAAGAUGCCAUACACCUUGCUCUAUCCAGACACUUCCAACUAUAGUGGUAUUGGUGGGCUAACUGGAAGAGGAAUACCCAAUAGUGUCUCAAUCUAAGGCUGGAUUAACUGUUAUAGUUCUAAAGUAGUGGAGUCUUUCAGCAAUCAGAAUUUCUUAGUUCAAGAGAGGUAGAAUGAUCUUAUAUGUAACAUGGAAAAGAGUAGCUAGCAUAUAUAUAUGAUUUUUUAUUCAAAAGAUGUAAACCAUAUGUGUCUAAUAAAUUCUAAUUCCAUUCCCUUCUUGUAUCA
This is a messenger RNA of Telopea speciosissima, 2811 nucleotides long. Its product is annotated as probable linoleate 9S-lipoxygenase 5. Gene Ontology annotation, biological process: lipid oxidation. NCBI's taxonomy places the organism in Eukaryota, Viridiplantae, Streptophyta, Magnoliopsida, Proteales, Proteaceae. Gene Ontology annotation, molecular function: oxidoreductase activity, acting on single donors with incorporation of molecular oxygen, incorporation of two atoms of oxygen; protein binding; metal ion binding. The transcript has 10 exons. The coding region runs from base 32 to 2620 and encodes 862 amino acids. The record is from RefSeq and is a predicted model, not a curated record.